Fimicolochytrium jonesii is the source of this 5758-nucleotide messenger RNA. RefSeq lists its product as uncharacterized. Lineage: Eukaryota; Fungi; Chytridiomycota; Chytridiomycetes; Spizellomycetales; Powellomycetaceae. Gene Ontology annotation, biological process: regulation of GTPase activity. The record is from RefSeq and is a predicted model, not a curated record. The transcript has 29 exons. Bases 218 to 5758 code for a protein of 1846 amino acids.
AGGUGUGCAACAGGCUGUUGUGCCAAGUGCUUUUUCAGCAACUAUACUCCCUCCACGUACUGUACUGUGCAUCCAUAGACGCCGCAUGACGGCUUGAGGCAGUGGGCCUCAUCGGAAUCGAUACGUAUAUAUAGUAGGUCUAGGGUCCAGAGACUCCAGUCCUUUUGUGUAGUCCACGAAACACGACUGUUCCUCCUCAGGUUCCUCCUCGGCCAAGAUGGCAGACCACGGCGUAAACACCGGCAGCAGAAGCAGCGAGGGCAAUCCCAAUAUUCCUACCCCUACCGCCCCUGGCAUGCGCUUGUAUUUGUGUGGCCUCCCCCUACCCCUCGUCUGGAAGGAAGACUGGGGCGACGACUCCUCGAACGUUGGUUCCUCCAACAAGACAUGUUCCACAAAAAUCGACGAGGCCCUCGCAACAACCGGCACGGUCUUCGCAAAGACCGCUAAGGGUCUCACCGCUGCCCGGAAACAUGUUCUUGGUGCUUUAGUCUCCAUCGUCGGCUUGAUCCUGGUGGCUCUCGUAAUCCAACCUGAAUCUCGUUAUGCCUUUGGCUAUGAGGGUUUCGGUUAUGGGUCUUACCUUGGAGGUGUUCAUACGGUGACUCGUGUCGAGAGCUUCUGGAGGCAGGCUCUGCAAAUCAAUGGAGACCCUGGGACACGACUCACGGUCCUCGAAGACUAUCCCGAAAUAUCGGGCAAUCAGGACCUUCCCACCACUCCGCUGGCGGUCCGCAUGUGGUAUUCGGAUGACCAGACAUUGAAAAACUUCAUUAUUGGCCCUGGUGGGAAGGUGAACGUAACCUGGCAGGACGACGCGAGAUACAAGGCUGGCCAAAUUCAACUCCGAGUGAACCCAGUGUACGGAGAAGGUGACCACGGUGUCCCCGACCCUGCAGACUUUAUUGACCCUAUUGCCGCUGCCCGCGAAGGAAUAAGUUCAUACGAGUACACCAUGCCCGUACAAAACAAAACGGAACAGACACACCAGCGCGUGCAAGUCAGCUUGCGCAAACCCUACGGAUAUGGGGGAGCCCGGCCCAGUGGCGGAUCGUACUACGUCAAUGUCGACGCUACCGUCGUGCAGUAUGAGCGAUCCAAGAUAAUCGACGACACCGUGAUCAAAAACACAUGGGCCCCCGCGACUGUUAAUUUGCUGUACAUGAAGAAGCAGUAUGUCCUCGUCGACACCAACGCGGCCGGGUCGGACCGUUACGCCGAUGGCAGAUUCAUCACGCGCCGAUCCGUCCAAAUCGCCCGGAUCGUGCUGCUCGUGGUUCUGUAUACCCUCUUCUCGGUCUGCCUGGCUUGGGCGGUGUUCAGCCCUUCGGCCAGACGCAGGUUUAUGAUUGGCUGGAAAGAAGCUGGGAGUGAGGAGAAUCAGCCGUUGUUGGCUUCCCCUCCACCUCUUCAUGGUCUUCCUUCAACAUUCUUUCAAUAUCAAGUUUCCCCGCAUCAUUGGUGGUCUCGACAAUCCGGAAAAGAAGUAAGAGGGGGUUGCGCAACAGCCGAACUCGGCGUGGGGGUUCUGCAACAAAAUCCGAAGUCACCGGCCGUUGCAACACCCAAACGGCCAACUUCGACCCUGAACACUCGCCGGCCUCAGUCUGCGCAGUCUGUUGGCGUUCAGUUAAUUGGGUUUUUGUUGCGCAACCCCAUAUCCCACGUUAACGCGAACGCUGUUAAAGAAUCUCAACAAGCCACGAAACGUGUGGAUAAGACGUUACACGUCAAGCUGAUGGAGGCGAAGAACUUGUUUCAAGAAAAAUCACGCCACAAAGACAGCUACUGCACGGUAACAGUCGAAGGCGGCGAAAAGCGAUGGACACCUACCGUCUACCACGACUCCAACCCCUUCUUCGGCGAAGAAAUCGUCUUCAGCGACCAGCUGCCCGUAGAUGUAUGGCGGGUCACGGUGGAGAUGUGGCAGGACCAGAAGCAGCAGAGUCACGGGGGCAGCCAUAAUGCGCUUGGGCCGGAGGCGUCGGAUAGGUUGCUGGGGAGGGUGCUGUUUCCGAGGGAGUUGUUGGAAGAUGGACGGUUUGAGGAGGAGCAGUGGUUCGCCCUCUCGACCGUCGACCAGGACGUAGCGACGCUAGGAGAAAUCAAAUUCGGGAUGCGCUUCACCCCCACAGGUGCAAAGGCCGGCAAGCUCACCGUUCAGGUCCACGAAGUGCGGAACAUUAGCGCUGGGAGUGGGACGCGAGAUAUGCUGGCGGUGCUGCACGUCAUCCCGGACGAAGGCGCUACAAGCACCCGAGCGACGACAUGCGUGCGGGACUCGUUGAACCCGGUGUUUGAUCAAGAGGUGGCGAUCCAGAUCCAAGACAUCUCCCGCGACCUACAUCUGCAUGUCUCGCUCUGGGACGCGCGAUCGGCGGCAUCUGAGGGGUUCAUGGGGCACGUCUCGAUGUCAUUGGAGUCGGUCAUUGGGGCGGACGGGGGCAGUCUGACUGCGAGAUGGAUGGGGCUACUGCCGGCGCCAGGUAUGGGCCGGCUUCUGGGAAACGGGAAUGAUUGGGGUGAAGCUGACAACGGAUGUGAAUCUUGGACAGACUUUUUCCACAAAAUCAAUCUGCAGAAAGAAAAAGCAUAUUGGGCGCUACAGCAAUGCGGCCUCAUGACCGGGCGACAGGAUGUCGACAUGGUUACAGUCAAAGCCAAAGCGCUCGUCAAGUCUCUUCAGUCUCCUGUCAAAGGAAAUAUGCGCAAGAAGAAGAUGCACAGACUCAUUGAUACCAAGUUCACCAACACGACUGCAUUUUGCGCGCAUUGCUACUUGGCGCUGACCCUGGGGCGUACACAUAUGCAGUGUUCGCAAUGCAGAGUCAGCUGCCAUGUUUCGUGUUCCAAGUUUAUGGCGAACAACUGCGGGGAUGUCGGUGCCAUCAGAUUGAAGAUCAAGUAUUCGGUCUCCACAAUCCUAUCCUACGACAAAUACGAGCCCUUUGUAGAGCUUCUGGCAAUCGACAACUUCCGCAUCGCCCACCUGUUUGGAAAAGUUAGCAAGGAGCGGGAAGAGGCGGCAUGGCCCAUGCUGGUGCUGACGGAGGCGAGGGAAUGCAGACAGGAGUUCUUGAUAGCCAUCUCGUCGGCGGAGAUUCAGGACACCACUGAUCCGAACACUCUGUUCCGGGGGAAUAGUAUGGCUUCAAAGGCGAUUGACGUCUAUAUGCGAUACCUGGGCAAAGCGUAUUUAAAGAACACACUUGGGGAGAUAAUCAAAAUGAUUGUCAGCAAGAAGAUACAGCUGGAGGUCGAUCCUCUGAAGCUUGACAAGCCGGAAGAAAUCGAGAAGAACAAGAAGAUCUUACUAGACCUUAACCAACGUAUUCUCAACGCUAUCUACGACACGCGGUUUGCUAUCCCAGCCCAAUGGCGAGCGAUUUUCUCCCAUAUUAAGACGCAAGUUACCCAGAAGUUCCCGGACAACCCGACAGUGCAGUAUACCGCCGUCACUGGGUUCAUAUUCUUGCGUUUCUUUGCUCCGUCCAUCUUGGGUCCGCGGUUGUUCGAUCUGGUCGACGAGUACAUUGAACCAAAAACAAGCCGAACACUUACGCUACUCGCCAAAAACCUGCAAGCUCUAGCCAACCUGAUCUCAUUCGGCGAUAAGGAACCGUAUAUGAAGGAUAUGAAUCAGUUUCUGGAGACAAACAAGGAGAAGAUGAAGCUUUACGUGGAUGGCAUUGCGGCAAAGGAGCUGGUUACUCCGAAGGCACCGUCGAUGCAUCAUGUGCGCUAUGAGACCGCGCGGGAAGCAGCACGGCUGGUCCAGCUAUUUGUACGGGCAGCUCCAAGCAUGAUGCAGAACAUGAAUGCAAAAGACGCACCCCUCAUGCGCAAACUUACCACCACUCUCACGCGAGUGCUCAUUGAAACAUCCGCCAUUGAGGGCAAAACUUUUAAUCCAACUUCCGCUCGCGGAUUACGGAAAUCGUACGCCAGUCUCCUCAGCAUCCAACCUCCGCUCGUCCACAGGGAGAGCAAGAUCGAGUCGUUCGAGCUCGAUCUGGAGAAAGUGUACGCUACCUCCACCGAGGCUUUGGAGACCCUCUCCCGAAGCCUUACACAAUCGGGCUCUCAUCUUCAGCUUUCCUCCCCGGCUGCCCUCAACACCGCUUCCAACGAUGCACUCAAUGACGCUGCCACGGAUGCACUUAGUGACACCGUGUCCGUGGACACUCUGGUUGUGGCGAUCCCAGAAUCUGCUGUGUCUGCUAAGAGCCCAGAGUCGCCACAGCCCGACUCGCCAGCGACUGGUGCUCCUGCUGCCAGCGGUUCGGGAGCAGGCCAGCCUCCACUUAGGUUACAAGCACUGAAAGUAUUGAGAUUGGAAGGGCUUACACCGGGGAAGAUGGUGAAAACCACGCCCAUAUCGGAAGUCAAACUCACGUCGCCGGUUCCGGGGAUGUCCCCGACAACGCCAAAUCUGCACACGCGUGCUUCGACGGCGGAAACGGCGGCCUCUUUGUCGACUUUAGCCUCUGCGGUAGACUCUGGAACUUCCCCGCAGUCUAGAGAUGCCGCGACGGCCACGACAUCCAUAAACCCUCCUCAGGACCGCGCAACAACCAUCACACAGAUAUACCCGCCCCACGAUGUCGCCACAUCUACGACUUCGAUAAAUCCACCUCAAGAUGCCGCGACAUCUACGACAUCCAUAAACCCUUUAGAAAAAAGCAUGACUCCCGCGGCCACAAGUGCCUUAGCAACGCUGACUUUUGCACAUGACCGCGCACAUUCAGAAUCGGCCAGUCCGCCGCCUAUCUCACCGCUGUCUCCCGCGAGCUUCGCAAGUCGGACACAAUCAGUUGGAAGGAAGCCGCCUAGGGUCUCGUCGCCCGGCGGACUGCCUGGAGGCAAAAUGGACGCGGCGGCUGUGAUGGCUAUGCUUGCCAAUGCCCGCGCUAGCGUUGUUGCCCAGGUUGAGCAGACGUUGACGACGCACGGACCUUGCGUAGCCUGUCAGAAGAACGUAAUCGGGGAGCAAGUGAUCAGAGUGGGCGGUCAAGUGUGGCAUCCUGACCAUUUUGUAUGCAAGGAUUGCUCACGGACGCUCAAGGCGGAUGAGGCUAAGAUUACUGAUGGACAGGUGUUCUGCGCGCAGCAUGAGCCACUUCCGUGCUCGAACUGCGGUGAGUACGUCACAGAACCGGCAACCCGUCUCAGCAUAGGUGACCGGACAUACCAUCGCAAUUGUUUCCUCUGUCACGCCUGUGGAUGCACUCUUGAGAAGGGGUUCUGCACAUACAUGGAUGCGAUUGUAUGCAUUGAUGAUUUCCUACGAUUCACGGGGGCCAUGUGUGGAGUGUGUGGUGGUAGUAUCCCGGGAGAUUACAUCGACAUCGCGGGCCGGAAAUACCAUGUGGAUUGCAAGCGUUGCGAUAAAUGUGGGGAGCAACUGGCCAACAAAUCCUACUUCACCCUUGAAGACAACGCCUACUGCUCUUCGCACAUGCAAGAGAUGGUGACAUGCCGUGGCUGCAAGCAAAUCAUUACUUCGCUCGGGUCGGGUGGACAGAUUCUCCGGUUGGAUGGAGGGAAAUGCUUCCAUCCGCAAUGUUUCCGUCAUUUUGAUAUAUGCGGGCGGGGCUUUAUGGAUACUGUAUGCGUAUGGCGAAAUCUGGGUCUUUCAGCUGAAGAGGGAAAUAACGAGCCGGGUCGUGGUGCUCUUCUGUCGAGGGUCGAAAGCGCGAAAGUGACGCGUGCUGCGCAUUUCGUCCGAGCAAACGACAAGAUCAAUUCGUUGCCCUGA